Eruca vesicaria subsp. sativa (arugula) is the source of this 435-nucleotide messenger RNA. Lineage: Eukaryota; Viridiplantae; Streptophyta; Magnoliopsida; Brassicales; Brassicaceae. The record is from the annotation of a GenBank genome assembly.
AUGGAGGAAAAUCCAACAAAAACUUAUGAUGCGAAAGAGAAGACCAAAGGUUAUGCGGAAGAGACCAAGGAUAAAACUAAAGAGAAGGCCAGGGACAAAGCCUAUGAUGUGAAAGAGAAGACCAAAAAUAAAGUGGAAGAGACUAAAGUUAGAGCCAAGGAAUAUGCAGAGGAUUCAAAUGAGAGAGCAGAGGAUAUGGCUCAUGGGUUUAAGGAAAAUGCUCAAGAUGUUGCGGAGAAGACUAUUGAAACCGUGAAAGAUGCGUGGGAGACGGCUAAGAGCACAAUUCAGAAGGUUACAGUUACAGAGGCGGUGGUUGGGUCUGGUGAGGAGGCGGAAAGGGCACGGGAUGAUGCCGAUAAGGGUGGGGAAGAUUUGUCAAAAAAGGCCAAGGAAAAUUGGAAAGACGAUGAUGAUGAUCUAAAGGGGCUCUAA